AUGGCCAUCACCCACCCUCAUCCCAAUCCCCCAAACAUCACCAAUUCCCACUUGUCCCCGUCCUCGUCCUCAAAACCCAUCCACAGCCACAACAACAACAAAACCAUCACACUCCUCCCCGUCACCAAAGCCGAUCUCCCGCGCAUAGCCCUCCUCGAACAUCUCGCUUUCGAAGAAGAUGAAUUCAGCGAUUUGGCUUUUGGGAAAGAGAGAGGAAGUUCUGAGGCGCUGAAGAUGCGGGAGAGACAGUUUGAGAAGUUUUUGGAUAGAGCAGAGAGGGGGGGAGAGGAAGAGGAAGGGGGUUGGUAUUGUAAGGCUGUUUUGGGAGGGGAGAUUGUGGGGAUUGCGGGGUGGAGUUUGGGGGGUGGGGAGAAGGAGGGUUCGCUGAUGAGGACGGAAAAGGUGCAGGAGGAAACGAGGAUCAAGACGAAAGAGGAGUUGGAGGAGAUUUGGGGGAGGGGGAGUAAUGUUGAAUUGUGUGAGGAUGUUUUUGUGAGAGGGGAUGAGUAUAUGUUUAAGGCUUGUGGGGGAGAAAAGUGGUUGAAACUCAACAUCCUCGUCAUCCACCCCUCUCACCAACGUCGUGGAAUCGGCACCCUCCUCCUCGAACAAGGACUUAAAUUCGCGGAUGAGAAAUCCCUGCAGGUAGUACUUGGUGCUAGUCCUUGGGGCAUUGGUCUCUAUCGCAAAUAUGGGUUUGUGGAUGUGCAUUGUAUGGAUGUUCGGUUGGAUAGGUAUGAAGGGGGUGAGGGGAUGGGGAGCACAAGACAUGUGAUUAUGAGACGGCCGCCGAGAGGGGGAAUAUAG
Botrytis porri is the source of this 807-nucleotide messenger RNA. RefSeq lists its product as uncharacterized. Bases 1 to 807 code for a protein of 268 amino acids. NCBI's taxonomy places the organism in Eukaryota, Fungi, Ascomycota, Leotiomycetes, Helotiales, Sclerotiniaceae. The transcript has 2 exons. The record is from RefSeq and is a predicted model, not a curated record. Gene Ontology annotation, molecular function: acyltransferase activity, transferring groups other than amino-acyl groups.